AUGUCGGAGCAGCCGAUUGAUCACCGAACGAUGUCCCCGCAAAAUACAUUGACAUGUACCACCUCACUCGUGGCAACCACAACAACGCCUUCCCAGCCAACCUCCUGCGCAUUCUUCGACAAGCUGCCAGCCGAGCUACGCCUCGACGUCUACGAGCUCACCUUUGCUCAACACGAUGAUAAGGAGGUGGAGCUCAUCACUUCGAGUCCGCCAUCCGCCUCACUACUCCUAGCAUGUCGCAAGACGUACCACGAGGCUCGCGCAACCUACCAGCAAGCACGCCGCCGGUACUGGAAGGAGACGAAGUUCUCCAUCCAAGUCACGGAUCCUCGGCUCCCAUUGGCACUUCAUGCAGCGCUGCCACGGCUAAAGAGACAAGGCCUGGAGCACAUACGUCAUCUGCGCAUUCGUUUCUGCCACCCAACCUUCGCCGGUAUUUACGACCAGUACGAGCUUGUAACUGUUCGAGGUGUUUGGCGGCGGGUUGUCGUCCGUCCUGGACUAUGGUCAUCAACGUGCGCCUGUAUCGAUCGUUUUCGCAGCCUCAAGAUCUGGGACACGGAGGAGGAAGCGCAUGAGAGUCUUGUCAGACACGGAGAACGCUUGGGCAUCAAGGCACAGAUCCUGUACGUGAUCGAGAGGUGUUGA
Molecule: messenger RNA, 648 nt
Organism: Fulvia fulva
Lineage: Eukaryota; Fungi; Ascomycota; Dothideomycetes; Mycosphaerellales; Mycosphaerellaceae
Exons: 1
Coding region: 1-648 (215 amino acids)
Source: RefSeq, a predicted model, not a curated record